UCCUUUCCUAGUUGAAGCCCAGUGCAAGCGGGAAGCAAAGAAACCCAAGGGGCGAGCAUCCUUCGAGGCUUCCUGCAUUCAUCCUCUUCGCCCAUCGGGCCAGAAGAUGGGAAAGAGUUGCAAAGUCGUGGUGUGUGGGCAAGCAUCAGUUGGAAAGACUUCUAUCUUGGAGCAGCUUCUCUAUGGGAAUCAUGUGGUGGGUUCGGAGAUGAUAGAAACCCAGGAGGACAUUUAUGUGGGCUCCAUUGAGACCGAUCGGGGAAUGCGGGAGCAAGUGCGCUUCUAUGACACCCGAGGCCUGAGGGACGGAAUGGAGCUGCCCAAGCAUUGCUUCUCCUGCACUGAUGGAUAUGUGCUGGUUUACAGUAUUGACAGCAAGGAGUCCUUCAAGAGGGUGGAGAUUCUCAAGAAGGAGAUCGACAAGAGCAAGGAUAAGAAGGAGGUCACCAUUGUGGUUUUAGGCAACAAGUGUGAUUUGCAGGAGCAGCGGCGUGUGGACCAUGAAGUUGUGCAGCACUGGGCCAAGGCAGAGAAAGUGAAGCUGUGGGAAAUCUCGGUGGCUGACCGCCGGACCCUCAUCGAGCCUUUCGUCUACCUGGCCAGCAAGAUGACUCAGCCGCAGAGCAAAUCUGCCUUCCCGCUCAGUCGCAAGAACAAAAGCAGUGGUUCUGUGGACGGGUGAAACCCUUUGGACAUUGAUCCGCCGUCUCUUGUAAAGAUGCAUGCAUGCAGGGCUGGCCUUACCGUGCAGCAGACACUUUUAGCAGCAGAUUCCAGCGGAGGCACCAACAUCGCUCUUCAUGCAAGCUGUGUCUUUCUGUCAUAGUUGUUGUGUUUCUUAAAACGAGAAAGCUCCAAGUCUAGAGCAGUGGUAAGUCAUCCUUAAUGUUUCACUUUAGAGCAAACAAAAAAAAAUUGCCUGCAGUAGAUACUCUCACCAUCAUCAGAUCACAUUUAUAUCCAUCUUUUUUUCCCUUGUGAGUGUGUCCUCUGCUCCACUUUAUCCUCACAACAACCCUGUGAGGUAGGCAAGGUUGAGAGUCUGUGACUGGUUCUAAGUCACCCAGUGGGGAUUAGAACACAGAUCUCUCGGUUCACCUGUCUAGCACUCCAACCACCAUGCUGGACUGGCUCUCAUGCAUGAAUCUGGUGCCUGCAGCUGCCAAAGUACACUUGGUCACAAAAUGGGGCCCCAGUAGUAUUAAUUGUUAGAUUUUUCACCUGUUCUGGACCAUCCUUUAAUUCCAAUUUUUAGGGAGCGUAUUCUUUGAGUUUGGAAGUCUCUCAUUUGCCUUUCUCAUUCCUGAAUGACUUAUCUGGGUGAUUCCACAGCCUGGGGCUCCCCCAGUGGCCAUUCAAGGAGUAGCAGGUGAAGGGGGCAACCACAAAUAGGUUCACCAUCUGGGCAAGAGGGGGGUGAUGCUCCUUCCCACAGCAUUCUUCUCUUCUCUUUUUCUUUUUUAAAAGAGCCAGCAGGCACCUGGCUAGGGACAAAUAUGGUUACAGGCAUUAAUUUUAUUAUUUUUUAAGCAUCUUUUUUCUUUAAAUAUGUUAUUGACUGUCUAAUAACGUUAACAGAUUACAUAAGCUUCCAUUAGAAAUAUAUAAACCAAUAACAAUAAACAGUAACUGGUUAAACUGUAUUCAUAUUAUCAGUAUGAUUUUAUAUUUAAUUAAGGGUUUUGAAGUUUGUAGAAGUAAUUGAGCAUCUUUUUGCCUUUAUGUGUUAACUGUGAGAAAUUAUGCUGUUUUGUUUAUUCCAAAUUUCCAGCUUGACCAAUGUGCGCAUGUAGGUUCUGUGCUAUCUUUCAUAUUUGCAAAAUGAUAAGAGCUUCCCAAUUUUCAUAAAAACUGUAUGUUUUUCAGACCUAUCUUGUCUAACUCAGCAUGUUAAGUUCUCCAUUAAAGCAAGAGACCAAAGUUCAUUUCCAUAUAGGGAACUUGCGUUUCCAUUUUUUCCCAGGAUGACGCUGUAGUUGAACGUGCUGCAACCCAUAUGAAUGUCAAAAGUUCUGUAUGCCUUAAACUUUUGUUUGCUUUCUUAAAUAUAGAUAAUAAACUGGACAGAACUCAA
Varanus komodoensis (Komodo dragon) is the source of this 2074-nucleotide messenger RNA. RefSeq names its product NFKB inhibitor interacting Ras like 2 (gene NKIRAS2). Gene Ontology annotation, biological process: canonical NF-kappaB signal transduction. Lineage: Eukaryota; Metazoa; Chordata; Lepidosauria; Squamata; Varanidae. The transcript has 4 exons. Bases 107 to 682 code for a protein of 191 amino acids. Gene Ontology annotation, molecular function: GTP binding; GTPase activity. The record is from RefSeq and is a predicted model, not a curated record.